AUGUCAUCUUCAAAGAUACCUUGCACGCUGGUGUGGUUACGCCGAGAUUUAAGAUUAAUUGAUAAUCCUGCAUUAUUUCAUGCUGCAAAACGUGGUCAACUUAUUACUGUUUACAUUUUCGAUGAAGAUUGCUCUGGCAAAAGGAGAACAGGCCAAGCUUGUUUAUGGUGGCUGUAUCAUAGCUUGAAAUCAUUGCGUAAUCAACUAAGCCAAUGGAAUAUUCCUCUCAUUGUGAAAAGCGGUAAAGAUGCAUUUACUAUUUUAAAAAAGUUGCUCGAUAGGUAUAACGCUGAUGCAAUUUAUUGGAAUCGUUGUUAUGAACCAUUUGAAUAUAAUCGAGAUUACUCGAUUGAAAAAAGAUUUGUGGCAAGAAAGAUCAAAGUUGAAACCUACCAAGAUAGGGUACUGUAUGAACCAUGGAAGGUCAAGAACGGUAAAGGACAACCAUUUCAGCUGUUUCCAUGCUACUGGAAUCAGUGUUUGUCUUUACCACAGCCUCGGAAGCCUUACGAUAAACCAAAAUUUACUGUUCAUAACCAAGGCUGUGUGGAAUAUAAGUAUGACGAUGCUGGUGUAUGGCAAUUAUUGGCUUCAAUAGCAGAUAAUGAUACGAGUACAAGGCUACAAGAUUUCUGGCAUCCAGGCGAGGAGGGAGCAAUUCAAAAACUAAAACGCUUUAUGAAGAAUUCUUUAAAGGUUUAUUCAGAAAAAAGAGAUUGCAUUUGGUUAGAUGCAACCUCCAAUCUAUCACCUUACUUACAUUUCGGUGAGAUUAGUCCUUUUACCAUUUGGCAUACAGCUUGUUUUAUGCGCCAUUCAACUACGAGAUCAAUAUCCGUUCCAUUGCAUUGUACAAAGCGAUACCUUACCGAACUAGGAUGGAGGGAAUUCACAUGUCAUUUACUAUUUCAUUACCCAGAUUUACCUGAAAAAAGUUUUAAAUCCAAUUUUCAUCAGUUAAAGCUAGAAAUUGAUGAGGAGAAAUUGCAUGCAUGGCAAAAUGGUAGCACCGGUUAUCCAAUUGUCGACGCAGGCAUGAGACAACUCUCGCAAGCUGGUUUUAUGCCUAAUCGCGUCAGGAUGAUUGUGGCUUCAUUUUUAAUUAUGCAUUUGUUAAUCCCAUGGCAGAAAGGAGAAGAAUGGUUUUGGAAUAGAUUGGUGGAUGCCGACUUAGCUCAAAGUGUAUGCAAUUGGCAAUGGAUAGCUGGUUGUGGACCUGAUGUAGCACCUUAUUUUCGUAUGUUCAACCCUGUAAUCCAAGGCGAAAAAUUUGAUGCUGAAGGAUACUAUGUACGAAAAUGGAUACCUGAAAUUGCUAAAUUACCUAAUUCUUAUGUUCAAAAACCGUGGGAAGCGCCUCCAACAAUGUUAAAAAUAGCAAAUAUAACGUUAGGAAAGACCUAUCCUCGACCAAUAGUAGAACAUAAAGUAGCUCGUGAACUAGCAUUGGCUACGUAUUCACAAUUAAAGCGUAAGCGGGAACCACCGAGCAACAAGAAUAAGAAGCGUAAACGAGCUAAGAAAGAAAAGUUAAAAGACUAA
This is a messenger RNA of Trichoplax adhaerens, 1542 nucleotides long. RefSeq lists its product as uncharacterized. Gene Ontology annotation, biological process: entrainment of circadian clock by photoperiod; circadian regulation of gene expression. The transcript has a single exon. NCBI's taxonomy places the organism in Eukaryota, Metazoa, Placozoa, Uniplacotomia, Trichoplacea, Trichoplacidae. Bases 1 to 1542 code for a protein of 513 amino acids. Gene Ontology annotation, cellular component: cytoplasm; nucleus. The record is from RefSeq and is a predicted model, not a curated record. Gene Ontology annotation, molecular function: FAD binding; DNA binding.